AAUUUUAGGAUGCCGGGAGCAUUCGAAGAUCUGUUAAACAAGUCGGAUCGGCUGUCGAUACCAUCUAAAGUCAUUUCGAAAGCAUCAUCAGGAUCAUCGUACAAAACCCGUGUCGAUCUUGCACUGAAUGAUGUUUUCCGACGCAGUGAAGAUUUAUGGAAAAGAAAGACACCUGCCGAGAAACGGUUAUCCGAUGUGGAAAUUGGCUUGUUAUUGGGUGGAAAGGGCUUUGCACUUAGCUCAGUACCACAAAUGCAAGAAGAAACAGGAGAAAAUGAAGCUGAAGAGCUUGUAUUGCCGUCGUCAGACUGCCAACAUAUGUUGAAUGAAAUUUACAAAACCCGUGUCGAUCUUGCACUGAAUGAUGUUUUCCGACGCAGUGAAGAUUUAUGGAAAAGAAAGACACCUGCCGAGAAACGGUUAUCCGAUGUGGAAAUUGGCUUGUUAUUGGGUGGAAAGGGCUUUGCACUUAGCUCAGUACCACAAAUGCAAGAAGAAACAGGAGAAAAUGAAGCUGAAGAGCUUGUAUUGCCGUCGUCAGACUGCCAACAUAUGUUGAAUGAAAUUGUUGCUGAAACUUCGAUGCGUACUCGUUUGGAAGCUGAAAGAGCGUUCAUGAAUCAACGUGUAGUGGAUCAAGCAUAUACGACGUCUAAAUCUGUAACGAAAGCUACUGUUACUAUUCCGUCUUCCAGGACAGCAAACUUGGAUUCCUUGACUUCGAUCAUGCCUGGUGACGGUAUAGAAUUGACAUUCGCCAAGGGUGUUUCUGACUACGUAGUACAAAAAAAUGUGAGCAUGUUAGCUUUGGCUUUCAAAGAAGCUGCAUCGAAAUCACGCGAUGAUGGAAUAGUCACAUUAUGGGGGCAAGCUCUUGCCCCACUGAAUCACCCAUUUGUUGCUUCUGGUACUGCCAAAAAUUUCCGCGCUUCAGUUUCUUGGAUGAAACACAUCAUCGAUACAACUUUGGAAUUUCUUCAUAAAAAGCAAGUCAACUUUAAAUUUUUAGGUUUUCUUUUCCUUUUAAUCGUACCAUUAUCUGAUGGAUCAUGUUUUAUUUCGUACAUGGAGACAGUUGUGGAGAAUAAUUUAGCAGUUGCUCGCAGAGGUGGUAAUCCGACGAUGUUAUCGCUUAUUGAUGCUUUUCUGAACGUAAAACAUUUAAAACCAACUCAACGACACACUCAGGAUGGCGUGUAUGGACCAAAUGGACAUGCCCUUUGGGAGGUUGUUUAUCAUUGUUUAAGAGCUGGGGAGCUACAGUCCGUUGCAAAGAUAGCUGAUUCACAUUUGAAAAAUUUACCAUCAUGCGCAGCUGCGACAGUUGCUUUGCUUCAGCUUGAAAAAAAUAAAAAGCUUUCUGCUGAUAUUCGGUUAAAAGUAAAGGCGGAAUGGCGUUGUGAAUCACGUUCGUUUGUGGAUAUCUACAAAAAAGCAGUAUAUUGUGCUCUGCUUGGUGGUGAUGUGCCUGAAGUGUGCAAUAAUUUGGAAAAUUGGCUUUGGUUGAAAUUAUAUCCAUGUGGUAUAGAUCCUGCGCUUUCGCCUGCAGUUUUCAGAGAGCUUCAGCGGCUCAUAUCUGUUGACUACGGUGAGAGCUACUUUGUGGGGAAUGAUGGAAGUGUGUUAAUUUAUUUUCAAGCACUGUGGUUAACCGGACAGUAUGAGCGGGCGAUAAAUCUGUUAUACAGGAAUAAUAUGUUGGUACAUGCAGUACAUAUGGCGAUUUUAUUAUUUCUUAACGGUGUUCUAAUUCUUGUUGAUGAUAUCGGGCAUCCAAUACUGUUAAGUCAGCAAGAAGAUCCAGUGCAAAGUUCGCUCAAUUUUUGUCGCCUUGUUUUAUUCUACAUGAAGGGAUUUGAAUGUACUGAUGUUGAACGUACUUUGGAUUACGCAUACUUUUUGAACAAGAUGGAAUCACCUGUUGGUGGAAACUUGUUUUACUCUUGUAUUUCUCGCGCGAUUUAUUUGAGCGAUGAAACAUGGCGUAUUAUUGGGAAAAUUAAUGAAAACGGUGUUCGACAUGAAGGUCUCAUCGAUAAGUACGCCAAAGAUAUCAGUAUUGAAGAUGCUAUCGCAAAAGUUGCCUCAGAUACCGAAGUUAGCGGUGAUGGAACACUUGCUGGACAACUUUAUAUGGCUGCCAAUCAUGUCGAUGACGCAAUACGAUUGGCUUGCGAAGGCUUAACUAAAGAAAUAACUCGCCACAAAGAUGCCGGUGAAGCUCGUGAGCUAGCGUUAUGGCUUGCAAAUAUUUGCAAGAAUUCAGCGGUGACAACUCGAAGGAAUACACUGGAUGCACUUCCAACUUUGUACCUUUUACUCGACCUGUCCACAUUUUUCCAAUUUUAUCAUGACAAUAAAUUUGAAGCUUGUAUGGAAAUAAUUAAGAAACUGAAAUGCAUACCGAUGAAUCCAGAUGAGGUGCAAGCAUUUGUAUCCACUUUUUACAUGGUCUCUGAUCAAAUGCGGUUAGUGCUACCAGAUUUGUGCGUAGCAGUGAUGAAAUUGUUGGCGGAAGAACUGAAUCGUAAUCCAGCAGCAAGCGAUGAAUUGCGACCAUCGGCUAAAGCAAUUAUUUUGUAUAUUGCAAUGAUCCCAUAUCGAUUUCCCUCACAAAUUAGCACACAGAUCCUGCAGUUGAGCACAAUUUUCGAAUGAAUAGAUUUUUCAAUAUGAAGUUUUAUCAUACUUUAUGG
Molecule: messenger RNA, 2696 nt
Organism: Loa loa (African eye worm)
Lineage: Eukaryota; Metazoa; Nematoda; Chromadorea; Rhabditida; Onchocercidae
Product: nucleoporin interacting component family protein
Exons: 17
Coding region: 10-2658 (882 amino acids)
Biological process (GO): protein import into nucleus; poly(A)+ mRNA export from nucleus
Cellular component (GO): nuclear pore
Molecular function (GO): structural constituent of nuclear pore
Source: RefSeq, a predicted model, not a curated record